AUGGUGUUGCUGAUAGACCGGUGUUAUAUUACAGUACAAAUCAUAAUUCCUGUUUCACAACUUCUGUUGUGGGUUUUAAGGAGUGCUUGGGCAGUCCUGUCCCAGUGCUAUGGCUCUCUAACGCCACCCGGGCUCGGGCUGUGCCACUCGGCUUCUGACCCCGCACUGGGCCAGCCGAGGAAUACAACCCCCGUCAUGACACACCUGGGUGCCACAGCCCAGCAGGUGCCCGACUCAGCCUCCGAGCGGCUGAAUGGCACAGGUCCCAGCACAAGGCGCAAAGCCUCCACGGCGCUGGAGUCCUUCAAGCGGAUCGGCAUGCCCGUCCUGGCAGCACUGCUCGGCAUCGCCUUCGUGGUUACGGUCGGGUUCCUGGGUUUACGGGUCCCCGACGGGCCACCGGCUGGGGCCCGUGUUUCCAAAGACAGAUCCAUCCUGCAGGUGCUUAACAGAAACACCGGAGCCUGGUCCUGCAUCUGCCACGACCACUUCAACCUAAUGCUGGCAAAAGCAGCCUGUGAGCAAAUGGGCUACAGGAGCACGCCCACUUUCCGGCCGGUGGAGGUGGGCGCGGGGCAGCCCCUGAGCCUGCCGAAAUGCUCCUCGGGGUUUGUUGUUUCGCUCUUCUGUUCCAACUGCGGGGAGAGCACCAGGACUCCGCGCGUGCUGGGCGGGAGCCCGGCCGCCAUCGAGGCUUGGCCGUGGCAGGUCAGCUUGCAGUACAGGAAGGAGCACAUCUGCGGCGGCAGCAUCAUCGACCCCAGCUGGGUCCUGACGGCAGCGCACUGCUUCAAGAACAACCCCAUCAUCCAGAGCUGGGGUGUGAAGGCCGGCUCCAACCUCCUCUCGGGCACUGCCACCCUCGCUGUGGAGAAGGUCUUCCUGGCUGCGGUGACGCCCGCGUCUCCCAGGGACAACGACAUUGCCCUGGUGAAGCUGCAGUCUCCCCUGCGUGUCUCAGACAGCAGCAAGCCCAUCUGCCUGCCCUAUUUCGACGAGGAGCUGGUGCCGGGCACGUCCCUGUGGGUGGUAGGCUGGGGCUACACACAGGAGCACGGCAAGCUGUCGGAGACCCUGCAGCAGGCGGAGGUGAAACUUGUCGACAAGGAGAGCUGCAACCUGGCUGCCUACCACGGGCAGGUCACCGAGAAGAUGCUGUGUGCUGGGCUGCCCCAAGGCGGGGUGGACACCUGCCAGUCAGAGCUCUGA
Opisthocomus hoazin is the source of this 1209-nucleotide messenger RNA. The record is from RefSeq and is a predicted model, not a curated record. NCBI's taxonomy places the organism in Eukaryota, Metazoa, Chordata, Aves, Opisthocomiformes, Opisthocomidae.